Eremothecium cymbalariae DBVPG#7215 is the source of this 1470-nucleotide messenger RNA. It is a transcript of the gene SSH1, whose product is annotated as Ssh1p. The record is from RefSeq and is a predicted model, not a curated record. Bases 1 to 1470 code for a protein of 489 amino acids. The transcript has 2 exons. Lineage: Eukaryota; Fungi; Ascomycota; Saccharomycetes; Saccharomycetales; Saccharomycetaceae. Gene Ontology annotation, molecular function: transmembrane protein transporter activity; ribosome binding; signal sequence receptor activity. Gene Ontology annotation, cellular component: membrane; Sec61 translocon complex. Gene Ontology annotation, biological process: SRP-dependent cotranslational protein targeting to membrane, translocation; post-translational protein targeting to membrane, translocation.
AUGGCAGGUUUUCGGUUUAUCGAUGCCUUUAAGCCCUUUUUGGCAAUAUUGCCUGAGGUAGAACUUCCUUACGAAAAUAUGGCAUUUGAUGAUAAAAUCGUUUAUACACUGAUUUCUGCUUUGAUAUACAUAUUUGGUCAGUUUCCAUUAGCUGGUAUUUCUAAGGAUUCAAAAGUUAAGGAUCCAUUGUAUUUCCUAAGAAGUUCUUUUGCUGCAGAACCGUUUACCUUGAUGGAAUUUGGUAUCUUUCCUCCUGUUGCAGUUGCGCUAUUCUUCCAAUUGUUGGCUGGUAUGAAGAUAAUCAAAGUCAAUUUUAAAGUAAGGCAGGAUAGGGAGUUGUUCCAAUCUGCUAUUAAGGUAGUUUCCAUUCUUCAGUAUGCUGUACUUGCCAAUAUUUUCAUUUUCUCAGGUUACUACGGUGAAAAUUUGUCUGCGCAUGCUAUCUAUCUUUUGAACAUGCAACUGGUUGGUGCUGGGUUUGUUGCUACUAUGUUAAUUGAAGUCAUUGAUAAGGGAUAUGGGUUUGGUUCAGGUGCAAUGGCAAUUAGUACUAUAGCUGUUGCUACCAAUCUUGUUGCAGACAUAUUUGGUGUGUCACAAAUAGCGAUUAAUACUACUGAGGGCAUAAAUGAAGCCCAAGGCGCUUUGAUCAACUUAAUUCAAGGAUUUACGUCUAAACAUAAAACUUUCCUUGGUGGUAUUAUCAAUGCGUUUCAAAGAGAUUACUUACCCAACUUGACUACAGUUUGUUUAGUGUUAAUCAUCGCGGCGAUUGUUGGCUACUUGCAAAAUUAUCGUUCCGAACUUCCGAUUAGAUCUACUAGAGCAAGAGGUAUGAACAACGUAUACCCAAUUAGGCUUUUAUACACUGGUGGUCUAUCUAUUUUAUUUUCCUACUCCAUCCUCUUUUAUCUUCAUAUCACCAUGUUUGCCGUUAUUCAACUGGUGGCUGGUAACGAUUCUCAACACACUAUUUCCAAGAUUUUGGGCGGUUACAAGACGGUUAAUGGAUUACACUAUGUUCCAAAUUUCCCCUUGUCUUUAUUUGCACCACCUAGAUCUUUGAUUGACGGUAUUACCAGACAACCGUUAAGUUUUAUUACUUUCACCCUCUUUAUGGUAAUUACCGGUGUAUGGUUUGCGUCAUUCUGGCAAGAGAUUUCAGGCUCUAGUGCUCGUGACCUUGGCUUGCAAUUUAAAGAACAAGGAAUUACGUUAAUUGGUCAUAGGGAGCAGUCUGUUGCCAAGGAAUUGUCAAAGGUUAUUCCAGUAGCUGCUACUUCUGGAGCGGCUGUUUUAGCUCUAUUGGUCUCAGCUGGUGAAUUAAUGGGUCUGAAGGGUGCGGCAGCAGGCAUCGUUGUCGGUUUGACUUCAGCAUUUGCCUUGUUGGAGCUUAUCACUAUGGAAUUCCAGCAGUCAGGUGGACAGAGCGCCUUAGCUCAAGCGCUUCUUGGCGGUGGAGGUUUCUAA